Messenger RNA from Styela clava, 804 nucleotides. The record is from RefSeq and is a predicted model, not a curated record. NCBI's taxonomy places the organism in Eukaryota, Metazoa, Chordata, Ascidiacea, Stolidobranchia, Styelidae.
AUGAUUUCUUACCGCCAUCCUUACCAAGCUGUCUCGAAUGCUCAAUGGACGCCAUUUCUUCGUCUCAAUUACGCAGGAAGUCCGGAUCCAGAAGAUAUUACAACAAAAAAGAGAAAAUUUUCGUCUGAUCAAGAUCCGGGUUUUAAGAAAGUUACAAUUGUAAUUCAGGAGACACAAGAUACAAAAAUUCUAGACACUUCGGAGUCGCCCGAACAAGUGGAAAAAUUUAAUAACCGACAAAGAAAAGCAAAAACUCUUUUCACUAUCGACGCAUUACUGGGACAUUCGAACGAAAGCCCAAGCAAAAAGAGAAAACUAGAGCUUACACAGUCAACAAAAACCAAAGAUGAUUCAUUCGAUUCUGGUUUUGCAUCGUCUGAAGAAAACGACGAAUCGAUUAUUGGAUGUACUGGUGCAAAUGAUAGUGGAAUUUGUGUCAGUGAAUCACGAGAAGAAUAUGGACAAAUUCAUUCCGUGCCAACAGACUUACCUCAACCCAAACCGAAAAUGUAUUCACAUUUAUCGAAACACAGACCUCAAACAACAGAAAAGGCUAAAAGAACAAGAACUACAUUCACUCAGAAACAAUUAGAACGUUUGGAAACUGAGUUCAACAAUCAACAAUACAUGGUCGGAAUUGAAAGACGAAUACUUGCUAAAAACCUCAGACUCACAGAUGCGCAAGUAAAAGUUUGGUUUCAAAAUAGAAGAAUCAGAUAUAGGAAUGAGAAGAAGCGCGAACCCCAAGAAGAAGAAAACAACAAAUUGGACAUUCACAAACGCGAAGCGAUCGGAAAAUGUUAG